This is a messenger RNA of Haliotis rufescens (red abalone), 489 nucleotides long. Its product is annotated as snake venom metalloprotease inhibitor 02A10-like. Lineage: Eukaryota; Metazoa; Mollusca; Gastropoda; Lepetellida; Haliotidae. The transcript has a single exon. Bases 1 to 489 code for a protein of 162 amino acids. The record is from RefSeq and is a predicted model, not a curated record.
AUGCAAGUGGUUAUUGGCAAGAUAACGGGGAGUAAGUGUGUGUUUGAAGUGAAUGUCGAGUCUGAAUCAGGGAUAAGUUUGAACGAAUCACAGGAACGCAGCCGGAUAGGUGUGAACGAAUCGCAGGAACGCAACUGGCUAGGUGUGAACGAAUCGCAGGAACGCAGCUGGCUGGGUGUGAACGAAUCGCAGGAACGCAGCUGCCUAGGUGUGAACGAAUCACAGGAACGCACGCGGAUAGGUGUGAACGAAUCGCAGGAACGCAACUGGCUAGGUGUGAACGAAUCACAGGAACGCAGCUGGCUAGGUGUGAACGAAUCACAGGAACGCAACUGGCUAGGUGUGAACGAAUCGCAGGAACGCAGCUGGAUAUGUGUGAACGAAUCGCAGGAACGCAGCUGGAUAGGUGUGAACGAAUCACAGGAACGCAGCUGGCUAUGUGUGAACGAAUCGCAGGAACGCAGCUGGCUAUGUGUGAACGAAUCAUAG